CAUUAUACUUGAUUUUCACACUAAUCUGCUCUCCCUCUCUCUCGUGAACACUUCCCUGCUGAUCCUGAUCGAAGAACGUUGCGGAUAUUACGUUUUUUUUUUCAUUUUCGUUUUUUUUUCCUGUUUGCGAAUGAAUUUGUUUUGUUUACUUGAAAAUGAAGGAUCGGUUUGGUGUUGCUUUCUGGAUGGUGCUAGCGGUAGUUUUGACAGCAGCUCAGGCAAGGACGCUGUCGCAGGACGGCGAGGAUUCCGUCCUGCAGAGGCUGGCCGAGCUGGAGGAGCGCGUCGCGGCGCAGGCUCGGCUGAAGGAGGAGAUGCAGCAGGUCGUUAAGAAGGAGGUGGACAGGCGACUCGUCCUCGAGACUCUCCUCCUGAGGACGAUGGAGGAACAGGCUAUAAAGCUUGGUCAGGUCGAGUCGUCCUCCACCGGCGGCCAUGACAAAAUCGUCGCUCUCGAGUCGACCCUCCGGGACGAAAUCUCACUGCGGGAGGAGGCGGAGCUCUCGGGGGACCUGAGGCUCCAGGACCUCGAGCGAAAAGUCUCCCUCAUGGAAGGGAACCUCAACCUCAUUACCUUUAUGGACUCUCGUCUCAGAGACCUCGAGGAGUUAGUGGGCAUCCACGGCCAGGAAAUCUCCGAGCUGCAGGGCGCCGUUCCCCAUACGCGGAGAACCGUGGAACAACUACGACGGGAGCUUCGACGGCAGAGAACGAGCGUGGAACAAGUAGAGAACACCGGAGAAAAUGCACUGCGCGGGAUGGAGGCCAUUCAGGACCGCGUUCGUGAGCUCGACUCGUGGGUCCUGUCGUACAAUGUGACGUCGGCGGAGGACCGGCAGCUUCUGCAGGAUGUCGAGGACACCACCUCGAGGCUGACCGUCUUUCUGCAGGAGGUGCAGGGCACGAUCAGCAACCUCACUCUGGCCGUCAACUCCCUCAAGAACCAAAUGAAGGCCGCGCCUCUCAAACUUUGUCCCCCAAACUACAGGAAAGUCGGCCGAGACUGCCUGCAUCUCCUGGAGGAGAAGCUGACGUGGGAGGAGGCGCGGCGUUCGUGCGAGGAGCUGGCCAUCUCCGUGGGCGGCGAGGGCGAUCUCGCGCAGCCGAGCCAUAUCGACGAAUUCAAGCACUACGUCGCAAAACAACACACUGCCACCCAAUACCUAUGGGUGGGCGGCAUCCGGGAGAGCAGCGUGUGGCGGUGGGCGUCCGGGAGCGACAUCGACCACGAGGAACUCCCGUGGGACCUGGGGGAACCCGACGACUCCGACGACCAGUACCACCUGUGCAUCAAGUCCUCCGCCACCAAGUUUCACGACUGCAAGGACUCGGCUCGCUUGAAAGCCGUGUGUCAGAUCCGGUGAAGCUUCGAACCUGCACCACGCCGCCAACACAGCAAGGGAUGCGAAUUCGGUGAUGGAGCCCAGACUGCGGAUUAAGAUGUCUCUCACUUCUUUAAAUAAUCUGAACGGCAUUUGGAAUUCGGUUAGAUUUUGUAAAAAAAAACACAUAUAAAUAUAUAUAUAUAUAUAUAUAUAUAUAUAUAUAUAUAUAUAUAUAUAUAUAUAUAUAUAUAUAUAUAUAUAUAUAUAUAUAUAUAUUGCAGUUUCAUUAUUUGGUACAAUCUUGGUACAAAAGUAAACAUUAAUUACUAUUAACCAACGCUGAGAUCUGGGCAGUUAGUCGCGUCAUUUACAAUAAUGGUGGUAACAUUGCCUGAUGACUCCUAUGACUAUUCUUUUCUGGUUUUGGAGUUUCUUUUAUUCUUUUAUUCUUCUGUUUUUCCUUUUUUCUACAAAUCUAACGAUACUUCUCUGCCGUUUUACCCUUAUUAUUAUUGUUAUUAUUAUUAUUUUAAUACUAAUACUGUUAUCAUUAUCAUUAUUAAUAUUAAUAUUAUAAUAAUUAUUAUUAUCAUUA
Penaeus indicus is the source of this 1920-nucleotide messenger RNA. RefSeq lists its product as uncharacterized. NCBI's taxonomy places the organism in Eukaryota, Metazoa, Arthropoda, Malacostraca, Decapoda, Penaeidae. The transcript has 7 exons. The coding region runs from base 156 to 1364 and encodes 402 amino acids. The record is from RefSeq and is a predicted model, not a curated record.